AUGAUCACAGAGCUUGGAAGAUCAAUAACAAACACCCUGUCGAACCUCCUGAGCUCGCCGGCCACCGACCAGCACAUUGAGACGGCAAUAAGGGAGAUAUGCAACUCUCUGAUUCUUUCGAAUGUGAAUCCCAGAUAUGUAAGUGACCUAAGAGACGAGUUGAGGGCAAAGCUUGACCCGGGCAAGAUGGCGCCUGGGUUCAACAAGGCUCGGAUGGUCCAGAAUGCUGUCUACGAAAGGCUGGUUGAUCUGCUAGACCCGAGGACUGAGAGCUACAAGAUCGAAAAGGGGAGAACAAGUGUUGUUGUGUUUGUGGGGCUCCAGGGGUCUGGAAAGACAACCAGCAUAUGCAAGUAUGCGAACUUCUACAAGAAGAAAGGAUAUAAGGUCGGGAUAGUGUGUGCAGACACGUUCAGAGCGGGGGCAUUUGACCAAGUCAGGCAGAAUGCUCUGAAGAUCAAGGUUCCAUUCUUCGGCAGCUCUGAGGCAGAUCCCGUGAAGGUGGCGUCUGCAGGGGUGGAGAGAUUUAGAAAGGAGAGGUUUGAGCUUAUUCUUGUCGACACCAGUGGAAGACACACCCAGGAGACCGAGCUGUUUACCGAGAUGAAGGAUAUCAUUCGAGAGAUCAGCCCGAGCAGCAUUGUGUUUGUGAUGGAUGCAGGGAUAGGACAGUCUGCGGAGGACCAGGCGAUGGGAUUCAAAAGGGCUGUGGAUGUUGGAUCGAUAAUCCUGACCAAGAUCGACGGAACCACCAAGGCCGGGGGCGCAAUAAGCUCUGUGGCGGCAACAAAAUGCCCCAUCGAGUUUGUAGGGACCGGGGAGGGGAUGGACGACCUGGAGGCAUUCGAUGCAAGGAGAUUUGUAUCGCGGAUGCUUGGGAUGGGGGAUGUCGAGGGGCUGAUGGAAAAGGUAGGGAGCCUCGGAAUUGACGAGAAGGAGGUUGUCAAGAAGCUGAGGCAGGGAAGGUUUACGCUUGGGGAUUUCUACGACCAGUUCCAGAAGAUCCUAAGCCUUGGGCCGAUUUCCAAGCUGCUUGAGAUGAUACCGGGGUUCUCGGGGCUCUCACUGCCCGACGAAGACACCUUUAAAAAGCUUAUAUAUGUGUUUGACUCUCUGAGCCGAGGAGAAUUAGACUCCACGGGACAAGUGUUUGAAAAAGAGCCAAGUAGGAUCAUGAGGGUCGCCCGAGGAAGCGGGACGUCUGUCCAGGGCGUUGUCGAGAUCCUUACGCAGUUCAAGAAGGCGCACGCGGUGAUGCAAAAGAUCAGCUCCAUCCCCGGGAUCGAAGGCAUGAUGGGAAAUCCAUCCUCGAUGAGUCUGGCCCAGAAGGCCAAGCUGAAGGAGCAGGCAAGGAAUAUACUGCCAAAGGAUCUUCUUGACCGCAUGGGCUCAAUGUUUUGA
Molecule: messenger RNA, 1401 nt
Organism: Encephalitozoon cuniculi GB-M1
Lineage: Eukaryota; Fungi; Microsporidia; Unikaryonidae
Product: RNA-binding signal recognition particle subunit SRP54
Exons: 1
Coding region: 1-1401 (466 amino acids)
Biological process (GO): SRP-dependent cotranslational protein targeting to membrane, translocation; SRP-dependent cotranslational protein targeting to membrane
Cellular component (GO): signal recognition particle, endoplasmic reticulum targeting; cytosol
Molecular function (GO): GTP binding; GTPase activity; 7S RNA binding
Source: RefSeq, marked provisional